Molecule: messenger RNA, 2519 nt
Organism: Toxotes jaculatrix (banded archerfish)
Lineage: Eukaryota; Metazoa; Chordata; Actinopteri; Toxotidae
Gene: slc67a2
Product: major facilitator superfamily domain containing 9
Exons: 6
Coding region: 277-1692 (471 amino acids)
Biological process (GO): transmembrane transport
Molecular function (GO): transmembrane transporter activity
Source: RefSeq, a predicted model, not a curated record
CCGGGCAACACGGCAAUUCAGCGCCUGAGAAAUAAACCAUGAUUCAUACAGUCAGCAUUAUCGUGGGACGUAGCUUUUACACUUGCUUUUAAUACCCGCCACCGUUUACACCUGCCGUAUCUGUGUAGAUGGUCAAAACCUGGCAGUUCAUCGCCGGCCCCUGCCUGUGAGACCACCGCCGGGACGCAGACGUGGUUUUUCUGUUUGGAUCAUUCUCGGUGUGGAGCCCGAGAAGCUCUUCCGCUUUGGCCGCAGCCGUGCUGUCACAGCGGGAGGAUGAACAACCAGAAAUGUAGCACUUUAUUUCAGAGACCCGGAGGACGGACGAGGAUUAUACAGUGUAUCUGUGUGGUGGGCUUCAUGGACUUGUUUGGGGUGAGCAUGAUCAUCCCACUGCUGAGCCAUCACGUGAAAGCUCUUGGAGCCAGUCCCACUGUGGCUGGUAUAGUAGGAUCUACAUAUGGGAUCUUACAGCUCUUCUCAAGCACAAUAGUUGGCAGCUGGAGUGAUGUGGUGGGACGGAGGUACUCUCUGCUGACCUGUCUGCUGCUGAGCGCUCUAGGCUAUGGGCUGCUGGGAAUGUCCACCAGCAUCGCUUUGUUUGUCCUCGCACGGAUACCCGUGGGGCUGUUCAAGCACUCCCUGUCAAUCUGCAGAGCCCUGCUGUCUGACCUCGUGUCUGAGUCAGAGCGCCCUCUGGUGAUGGGACACUUUAAUGCCGCCUCCAGUGUUGGCUUCAUCCUGGGCCCUGUGGUGGGUGGCUACCUCACAGAGCAUGAAGGAGGCUUUUAUACCUCCUCCUUUACUUGUGCAGCCAUCUUCCUUACUAAUGCAGGUCUGGUAUGGAUGCUACCAUGGAGCGAGACACUUGUUCCCUGUAAUGACACUAACUCCAGCAACAAUACAAGUAAACGUUGUCAUGACAACCACUGUAAUAAGUCUGUGCACAACGGUUCUCAUGCAAAUAGACACCACGCAUUGCUGGCAGCAGACACUGAAUCCAGAGCUCCAGGGAAGCACCAGGGUGGUCUCAGGUGGAGGGAGAUGUCUCUGCUCCAGCCUGCCUGGAGACAGCUGUCAUCAGUGGGCUCCAAGAUCCACAUGGUGGCCUCCUCUGACAUGUGGGACCUCUUUCUGGUGCGCCUUUUGAUGGCCAUAGCUAUCAUGCUGUACUACAGUAACUUCUCUCUGGCCAUGGAGGAGCGUUUCUCACUUAAACCAAAGAUAACAGGCUAUCUGAUCAGCUACAGCAGCACCUUAGGGGCCCUGGCUGGGUUCCUGGUGGGGCCAGUCACGCAGCUCUACAGGAAUAACAUGCCUGCUCUGCUGCUUCACUCCACAGUUCUCACCUGCUCACUUAUUUUCCUCUAUGCCACUGCGCCCAGUGUCUGGCAGGUGCUUCUCACCUCUACCUUUUUUGCUAUUUCCACCACCAUUGGACGGACAUGUAUCACAGACCUAGAGCUUCAGAGGGGAGGGGUACAGGCCAGCGGGACUCUGAUUGGUGCCGGGCAGUCAGUUACUGCUGUGGGUCGCAUCCUGGCUCCCCUCCUUUCUGGUCUGGCUCAGGAGUUCAGCCCCUGUGGCCCACCUAGUCUGGGAGUGGUCCUGGCCCUAGCAGCUGUAGGUUUACUGCUCAUCAGGAUCCCCAAAUGGGACGGGAGAGGAAUGACAAAAACAGCCAAACUCUGAAACUCAGAGCAACUGAAUGAGUUUAAAAUUAUGACAACCAAUGCAUAUCCACUACUCAGAGAAGUGCUCUUAAUUGUAGGAGGCCAGCUGUGAAGGACUCACAGUGGGAACGAUGUGUCCCACUCAAGCAUGGCUCGUUAUCACCAGCACUGUAGUCCUCCUUUGGGAGAAAGGAAAAUUCAAGAGCAGCGCUGAGAUGAAGUCAGCGCUGAAACGUUUAAUCUUCUUCCCCCUAUGCUUAUGUGGCAUGUAUUGGCACACAUGACAUGUGAGAGCUUUGAUUGAAAACAUUGAUUUUUGAUAUAAUUCUGUAACCACUAUUGUCCAAAUUCCCUGAAGUAUGUAGGUCUGCUGAUGAUACACUACACACCUAAAGAACUUCUACUGCUUCACCAAAAUACAAGAAGAGGAAGGUAAUAAUCCUUUCACAUUCCAGCAAUUAUGCUUCAGACAUUCAUAAGAUAUGAUGACACUGUGGGGAAACUGGGCUACCUGACCACAUCACGGUAGAUCACAUUGCUCUACUUCUGGAGUAGCCAACUUGGUUUACACAUUUUUACCUCAAUACAAAAUGUUUCUUCUAAUGCACUGCGUCAGAAAUGGUUCUUAUGGUGGUAUAUGAGCAAAUGUUUGCUCUAGUUUUUGUCUCUUUAAUUUUACAAUCAUGGAAAUGUGUUAAUUUAUCUUUCUGUGUUUAAAUGUACAUUUAAAGAAGAGAUUAAUUGUUUUGAUUUUCAAAGUUUUUAAAGUGAAUUCCAGGCAUCACUGUUGUUAAAAAAAAAAAAAAAAAACAUAUACUAACUGGUUAAGUAGGAAAAUGUUGUAAA